AUGCACAGAGAAGAUGCAUUGGUGGCACAAGAAAAGGUAAAAACCUGGAAAGACGUGGAAAACUGCAACGAUUGUCUCCCGUUUGCCAGGUUUUGGAUGGAGGCGAUGGCGAUGGAGGCCGUCGAGACAGAGGGAGAAUGGAAAUGGGCGUGGGCCAUCUGCGCCCGGAUACCGGGAUUGACAGAACUUCAACGAAACAUGUGCCGUAGUGCACCUGAUACCAUGGUGGCCGCAGGUCAAGGCUCGAGGCUCGCCCUCGGGGAAUGCCAACGACUGUUUCGUCAUCGGCGAUGGAACUGCUCCCUGGAUACCGAUCUGUUGGCACAUUCCAGUGCUCUUCGGCUGGGGAGCCGAGAAGCGGCGUUUGCGACGGGGAUUGAAAGUGCAGGGAUGGCUUACGCGAUAACCCAAGCCUGUGCCCGAGGGAAUCUCCCCAAGUGUCGAUGUGAUACCACCAGACUUCACUAUCACCAUCGAGGUAAACUUCCACUCUUCCGCACUCGUCUCAUUCGGAGAAUUGACGUCAGGUGCAAGAACCAGGAAAACCCAAGGAGUCGGAGGCACCCUAUACCGGCAGCCUGGGUGUGGGGUGGUUGUUCCCCCGAUCUCAGUUACGGCCUGGGAUUCAGUCGUCGAUUCCUGGAUCAGAGGGAAUGGGAAUCCGAUCCCCGGGCCCUCAUGAAUCUGCAUAACAGCAAGGCCGGGAGAAAGGCCCUGAAACAAAGCCUGCAGAGGGAAUGCAAGUGUCACGGGGUCUCCGGCAGCUGCACUAUGAAGACUUGCUGGAAAACCCUCCCUCCCUUCGCACAGGUCUCUCUCCUCUCUCCCCUUCCUCGCGUUCAGAAAGCCUUCAUGCUUCUUUCCUCGGACAGAAAGCGGGUAUUCCCAGAGGAGAAGGAAAAGUUUUUCAGUCCACAUUCUAACGUGACGUUGCUGCCUGGUGCGUACCUGCCCUCGGGAUCCGCGGGCGUUGACACAUUGAUUGCCUUUGUGUACGGGUCGCCCUUGCGUGGCAAAAGAAUCGAUAGGGGAGGAGCUGAUGAGGAAGUACAUGAAGGCACGAGCGGUGAUCCCGAUGCGGAUCCAGGAAGAGAGAGAGAGCGAAGGAAGAACGAAGCAGCGACUGAGAAGGCGAACGGCUCACGAGUACGAGUUGACGCUGAGAUCGUCUCCGUCCCCGUCCCGACGGAUCAAGCAUCGGCCAAGGGGUUCCGAUCUCGUUUAUCUCCAUAAAAGCCCCAAUUAUUGCGAAUGGGACCCCGAGAACGGCUCUUACGGCACCCAUGGUCGCACCUGCAAUCGCACCUCCUCAGGGACGGAUGGCUGUGACCUCAUGUGCUGCGGUCGGGGCUACAACACUCACCAACUGACGGAAAGUGUUCAAUGCCGGUGCAAAUUCACUUGGUGUUGCCACGUGGAAUGCCACACGUGCAACAAGACCCUGGAGAUCUACACGUGCAAGUGAGAACGAAGGCAUGG
Messenger RNA from Darwinula stevensoni, 1479 nucleotides. The record is from the annotation of a GenBank genome assembly. Lineage: Eukaryota; Metazoa; Arthropoda; Ostracoda; Podocopida; Darwinulidae.